ACCCAAAGCAUUGUGGAUGCUCUAAGCUCCAAGCCUACUUGCCUGCAAAAUUUUCUUGGCUUUAUUCCAAAAUCCUCCCACUAUUAUUAGCCAAUUGCAUUUGCCCACAUUCGUUUCCAUUGUAGAUACACAGUCAACUCAACACACACGACAAACACAAGUCAAACCAACCCAAAAAACCCUAACCGUGAGAAAUGCAGCACCAGCCGCCGGACUCCGACCUGCCACCUCUCGCCGCCAUCAAGGUCCGCUCCUCCUCCCCGAGAUUCCCCCCUCCCACCACCCCCCUCUCCACCGACACCCCCACCGCCAACGCCCAGCGCAAGAUCGGCAUCGCCGUGGACCUCAGCGACGAGUCGGCCUUCGCCGUCAAGUGGUCCGUCCGCCAGUACCUCCGCCCCGGGGACGCCGUCAUCCUCCUCCACGUUCGACCGACCUCCGUCCUAUACGGCGCCGAUUGGGGUUCCGUCGACCCCUCCAAUUCCAUCGACGCCUCCAGCGAGGAGUCCCAGCGGAAGCUCGAGGACGAUUUCGACGCUUUCACCUCCACUAAAGCGGCCGAUCUGGCCCAGCCGCUUGUGGAGGCACAGAUCCCCUUCAAAAUCCACAUCGUAAAGGACCACGACAUGAAGGAGAGGCUCUGUUUGGAGGUUGAGAGGCUAGGUUUGAGCGCCGUCAUCAUGGGGAGCAGGGGAUUUGGGGCGACGAAGAGGGGUAGUGACGGGAGGCUCGGAAGUGUGAGUGAUUACUGCGUGAGGCAUUGUGUUUGCCCUGUAGUUGUUGUGAGGUACCCGGAUGAGAAGGACAGCGCCGGAGGUGGAGGCGAGCCGGUGGUAUCUGUGGCUUCUGCCGCCAUGGACGAGGAGGAGCCUGAGUAUCAUGAUGCAACGGAUGAUAGAAAAGGUGUCGUUAUUAACUUCUUUGUCGUCAUGUCCAUUUCAUGCAUUUGUUUUAGUUGCAAGCUCAAGUUCCUUAACGAAAAGAUUCCUAAUCAAUGCUUGGCUUCAUUGCAACGUUUGAUGGCUGCAGCCUGUUGAGGAUAUGGUCUGCGAACAGUAGUUUAUGGGAAGUAAAUCUGAUUUCCUUUGUGUUGUACCUGGAGCUAUAUCAUGUAUAUGGACCAUUGCUUUGAUUUCAUGUUAUCUGUAUUUUCUGGUUGUGUAACAUUAUUACUUUUAUGACAAAUGGGUUUUCGUGUGCCCAGGUCCCUUUACUUGCACUCCUUGUUGAGCUGUGUUUUCCAAGGGUUUCUUAUUGAACUGUUUUUGCUGGGAUGUGUCUUCCUUCAUAAAUUUACUCUUUUAAA
Striga asiatica is the source of this 1306-nucleotide messenger RNA. The record is from the annotation of a GenBank genome assembly. Lineage: Eukaryota; Viridiplantae; Streptophyta; Magnoliopsida; Lamiales; Orobanchaceae.